AUGCUCUUCGUACCUACCGCUCUUCUCACUCUCCUGGCCGGCUCUGUCGUCGCCGGCCCGGUCUCUCUGAACAAGCGGGACCAGCGCAUCAUCGGCUACAGGCGUGUCAGCAAGGCGCAAGCCGACGAUUACAAGAACAACAAGGGCGUUCUCAACUGGGACAAGAACCUCGCCAGCGGCGGAAGCCAGCUCGGCCCCGGCGUCUACACCGCCCCCGUGCGAGGAACCUGGAACAUCGGCAACCCCAGCGAUUGGUGGUGCGUCAUCCGCGGCGACGCCGAAAAGAUCGACAACACCGGCGCCGUCUGGAUCCCGCACUACUUCGAGGAUCUCAACCCCAUCUGGUACGAGGAGGACACGAUCAAGAAGUACAUCGGCGUGGUGGAGCCGGACCUUGACGCCGGCAAGGUCUUCCGCCUCGGCCGCAUCUACAACAUGGAGGACAACCUCCAGCUGCUGAUCCCGCCCGGCCUGCUGGCCCAGGAGGGCGGCGACCUGGGCCUCACGGUCGAGUGCAAGGAGAAGUGGGAGGACCUGCCCGACGAGAAGGUCGACUACGAGCAGUUCAACCCGUCCGGCGACAUGGACCCCACGCUCUAG
This is a messenger RNA of Colletotrichum karsti, 600 nucleotides long. RefSeq lists its product as uncharacterized. The coding region runs from base 1 to 600 and encodes 199 amino acids. The record is from RefSeq and is a predicted model, not a curated record. The transcript has 3 exons. Lineage: Eukaryota; Fungi; Ascomycota; Sordariomycetes; Glomerellales; Glomerellaceae.